UGUUGCGAUUUGUUGUUUUGUUUGUAUUUCGUUAUUUUAGGGCAUGUUUGGUGUGGUUGCAAAGAACGAUUAGGUAAAGAGGGGAAUAAGUGAAACUCUUUUGAGGCUUAAUCUUUUGCUCUAACCAAAAACACCCAAUCAUUAUUUACUAUACAUGACAUUUUGGUGAAACUGAAAGAGCGGGAAUCAUUAGACUCACUUCAAAUCCUGUUUCUUUUCCUCAGUUUUCUCGGGAACCAAACUAGUUGCAAAAUUACUGAGGAAAUGAUUCAAAUGGAAAGGAAAUGAAUAUACAAAAUCUUCAGUUGUCUUUUUUUGGUUCUUAAGAACAUGUAGAGUCAGCUUAUCUAAGUUAUAGGAAAUUGAGAUUCUGAGCUGAUUUUUUUUUAUCUUUUUUAUUGUUUAGGAAUUAGGGUCCAAACAUAGAGAUAUAUGACUUUGAGCUUCCUUUCAGUGUUUCUUACUCACUCCUAAUGCAUUUGUUUCUGCAAAUGGGGAAAUGACCAUUGUUUAGUCAAUGUGGAAGGUGACGAAUUUAGGACAGUUGAAAGACCUGUUUUUGGGAAUAAUUUGUUUUUAAAGAGUGCAAGAAUGCCGUUGUGAGAUAAGCUUUGGAGAUGUUUUUUCAUCUUUUGUUUGUUUGUUUUUUUUGUUGGGUUUGUGGAUACACUGAAAGAUUAACUGAUGAAGUUGUGGAACCAUUACUUGAUUGACAGCCAGAAAAAUUUGUUAAAAGUGGACACUCUCCAUGGGCAGCUCAAUUAGCAGGUACUCCCACUCAGGAAUGGGAGGUCCAAGGUUCAAAUCCUGGGCUUACUCGAUACACGGUUCUUGGGGAGAUGGGUAGUGAAUUCUUGGUUUUCCUGAGUCAUGUGGAGCAGGGCUAUUGCGUUCUAUUUUAUAGCAAAAUUUCUUAGAAGGAAAAUAUUGAUAAGGAGAAGAGGAUUGAUAAUAUUUAGAAAGCAAGCAUGUGCACUGACACAAGGCAUUCCAAUGAACCAUAGAAUAAACCAAUUUAAAUAUAAAUAAGCUCUGAAUGCAAAUGCAACAGUUGUUGAUGAAAGGGUCCUCCCCUGGCUGCUAUAUCCUAAUUGAUCAUGUUUAAAAUUUCUUAAUCAUCUCUUUACCCUUUAGUGAAGAACACUUAUGCAUGUCUUAGCUAUUCAAGCAUAUAUAUUUUUUUUUUGAUAAGUAAAGGAUAUGCAUUAAAAAGGCAAAACGCCACAAAGUAUACAGGGAGUAUACAAGGCAGCUAAGGCCUCAAAAAACAAAGACAAAAAGAAUCACUUCCCUUUAAGUGGAUGCUAUCUACUCUAGGAAGCCUAUAAGGGAGAACGCCUCCUCACCUACAUACAAUUUGGCCCAACUCCACAAAUUACAGACAAAAAAAUUCUUUAACUUAUGAACGUUCAACACCCUCCCCCUAAAAGCUAAUCUAUUCUUCUCCUUCCACACCGUCCAAAAAAUACACAACGGAAUGGCGUCCCAGAUCUUUUUCUUUUUCUUUCCCACAAACGAGCCCCUCCAACUAGCUGAAACCUCCUUUACAGUUUUUGGAAAAACCCAUUUCAUAUCAACUAAACCAAAAACAAUAUCCCAUAAAGUUCUAACCAUUGUACAAUGAAUAAGGAUAUGAUUUACACUUUCUUCCUCGCAUCCACACAAAAAGCAACGAUUUGGAAGUUGUAGUCCUCUUCUUUGAAGUCUAUCCAAAGUAAGCACCUUCCCCCACGUCGCCUCCCACGCGAAAAAAGAAACUUUAGUUGGCACCCUUGCCACCUAAAUGCUUCUUGAGGGAAAGCCUGUGUCAUCAGACUUCGCCAACAAACUAUAAGCUUCCUUAACCCUGAACUGACCACUUCUUCCUUGCCUCCACAGGACUGAGUCUUCCUCCAAUGAGGGUUUAUGACCCCUCAGUAUAUGGAGAAAAUCCCCAACCAAAUCCAACUCCCAAUCAUUGAAGUCCCUCAAAAAAUUUAGAUUCCAAUUUCCUUGACCCGAAUUUUGAUCCCACAUUUUCUCAACCGUUGAGUUCCUUUGAACAGCCAUACCAAAGAGGUGAGUAAAACAGUGGGACAGUGCUGACUCUGAACACCACACAUUUGUCCAAAAUCUGAUCGUGUUGCCCUUCCCUACUCGGAAUAUCAUGUUAUCCCAACACCACUCUGAUUCUUUCCAAAUCUCCUUCCAAACCCCUACUCCAACCGCCCCAUUAGCCUUCUUUGGCCUCCAACCAAGACCCUCCUGCCCAUACUUCACCUUGAUCACUUGUUUCCAAAGAUUAUCUUUGUCACAUGCAUACCUCCAUAUCCACUUGCCAAGUAAAGCUUUGUUCAACAUAGCUAGCUUCCUAAGGCCUAGCCCACCUUUAUCCUUGUCUGUACAUACCACCUCCCAUUUAACCAGAUGAAUUUUCCCCUCCAUAUUUCCCCCUCCCCACAAAAAGUCCCUUUGCACUUUCUCAAGCCUUCUAACAACGACCUUGGGCAUUCUGAAAAUAGACAUUUGGUAGAUUGGCAUGCUAGCCAAAGUAUUUUUUAUUAAAGUGACUCUUCCCCCUUUAGAAAUAUAUUGCUGUUUCCAAAGAGCUAGUCUCCUCCUGACUCUCUCUUCCACCCCAUCCCAUAUAUAUGGCGCUCUAUUGGGGGCCCCUAAAGGAAGACCCAAGUACUGAGAAGGUAAAGACCCCACCCUGCAGCCUAGCUCAACAGCCAACUCCUUCAUCUCCACCACCUCUCCAAUUGGAAUGAUUUCACUCUUGGCUAAAUUAAUCCUUAGGCCUGAAGCCACUUCAAACCAGAAUAAAAUCCAACUUAAAUGAGUUAGAUGAUCCUUUCCGGCCUCACAGAAUAUAAUUGUGUCGUCAGCAAAAAACAAAUGAGAGAUGUUCAAAGGGGGUCCACUACCACCCCUUAUGUUACACCCUGAUAAAAAACCCCCCUCCACAGCUCUCCUAAUAAGAACAUCUAGCACUUCCAUUCCCAUAACAAAGAGAUAAGGAGACAGGGGAUCUCCUUGUCUAAGGCCUUUAGUGCUAGGGAAGAAGCCUACAGGCACUCCAUUAACCAACACUGAAAAUUUAGCUGAGGAUAGGCAGCUCCACAUCCACCCCACCCACUUAGACCCAAAACCCAUCUUUUGCAACACCUUCAGCAAGAACUUCCAAUUGAUACUGUCAUAAGCUUUUUCUAUAUCCAAUUUGCAUAUAAGGCCCUUUUCUUUUCGUUUCUGCCACGAGUCUAUCACUUCAUUUGCAAUUAAGGAAGCGUCAAAAAUUUGUCUUCCCCUCACAAAGGCAUUCUGAGAAGUAGAGACCACCUUUCCAACUACUUUCUUCAGUCUGUUAGCUAGCACUUUAGCCAAUAACUUGUAAAGCCCCCCCAGGAGACUAAUAGGUCUAAAGUCUCCAAGGUCCUCAGCCCCACUUUUCUUGGGGAUCAAAACCAAGAAAGUAUUGUUGAGGCUCUUGAGGAAAGAGCUAUGUUCGUAGAAGUCCUUGAACAUUUCUAGAAUCUCCUCUUUAAUAAACUCCUAACAACUUUGCCAAAAUGCCAUAGUAAAGCCAUCUGGACCAGGGGCUUUAUCCCCAUUCAUCUCCAUCAAAGCCACAUGGAUUUCAUCCUUUGUAAAGGGCCUCUCCAGGUUCUCAGCCUCUUGUUGGCUGAUCUGAUCAAACUAAAGUCUCCCAAUGUCCGCCUUCCACCCCAUAUCUUCUGAGAGCAAAUUUUGAAACGCAUUAGCAAUUCCUUCCCUAAUUUCCUGCUCCUCUAGCAGCCAUUCCCCAUUGAUCUUAAUUCUCUCCAAAGAGUUAUUUCUACGGUGAUCGCUUGCCAUGCGAUGAAAGAAACCCGUGUUUCUAUCCCCCUCCUUCAGCCAUAUUUCCCUUGAGAGCUGUCUCCAAUGAGUUUCCUCCAUAAUCACCCAUUUUCUGUAAUUUUCUUUUGCCUCUUUCUUAAGCUCUGUUUCCUCCACAGUCAGAAUCCUCUCACUUUCCUUCCUAUCCCAGAAUUCCACCUGCUGUAAGGCUAAGGAUUUGUUGCACUCCAGCUUUCCAAAAACUUCUCUAUUCCAAACUUUCAACUUCUGUUUGAUUUCCUUCAUCUUAGUAGCCAAUUUGUAACUAGCACUGCCCCUAACCUCAAUUCCUUGCCACCAGCUGUGCACAAGAUCUUUGAAUCCCUCAACCUUAAGCCACAUAUUUUCAAAUCUGAAUGGAGUCGGGCCUCGUCUUAUCCCACCCCCACUAACGUGAUUGAGAAAUGAUCGGAUACCGGACGGGGCAGCCUACACUGAUUAAUCCCACUGAAUUGGUCUAUCCAGCUAGGGGACAUAAGGAACCUGUCCAAUCUUGCCCAAGCCUGAUUAUUUUGACCCCCAUUCCAAGUAAAUUCUCCCCCAUGAAGGGGAAGAUCCACCAGCCCAAGAUCAUCCACAAUCUCAGCAAAUUUCCUCAUUGCUGAGCUAAUUCUCCUCUGGCUACUCCUUUCCCUCGGAAACAAAGUGAUAUUAAAAUCCCCCCCUAAACACCAAGGGUCUUCCCACAGCCCUCUAAUCGCCCCAAACUCUUCCCAUAAUGCAUCCCUUUCCACUUUGGAGAAAGGGCCAUACACUCCCGUGAAAACCCAGAUAGCCCCAUUUUCUACGUUCCGGAAUCUGCAAGAUAACGUAAACUGACCCUCUUCCCAAUCUGGAAUGUCCAAAGACCUUCUAUCCCAGCAUAUAAGAAUUCCUCCCGAAGCCCCCUCCGCAUUGACAGCUUUCCAAUCUAGGAAUCUCCCGGAGCCUAAACUUCUCGCAAUGCUAUCUGACAUAGAUUGAAUUUUUGUCUCCUGAAUACAGAUUAAGUCCACCCUCACGUUCCAGCUCAGAAUUUUCACCUUCAUGGGACAAUCACAAUUUGGCACCCUUUGCCCUGUGCCGAGCCUUUUUGUUUAAUCCUCCCUUCAUAAUUUAUGGAAUAUUCCAGUCUUUUUAACUCCCUUUCAAACUUAGACUUUUCCAGUAGCUCUUUGCUAUGAAUUUUCUCUCGUCUUUUUUUGAUUUUGGUCAAAAAAUUCAAUAUUUCCUUCUCCAGCCCCUCCGUGGGAAAGCCCAGGAAUUGGCUGAAUUUCGCCAAGCCACUCUCUUCCCAUUUGCCCUCCGGCUCACUUCUCUCAAUUUGGCCAUCAUAUGUGUCUCCGACCCCAUCCAUCCCCCUGCCUUUGUCACUACUACUUUUGAUUACUCCCAAUUCCUUACAGCCAUUGAUCCUUUCAUUACAAGCCUCAUACACUGUUAACCACAUUGUGUUAUCAGCCCGUACUUCCUCAUCCAAGUCCCCAGAAUGAUCGUAAAACUCCCCCCCCCCCCCCGGAGUCCGAUAAAAAAGAAUAGGAUUGAGAUGAGAAGCCCCCAAAGCCCUUUUCCCCUAAGAACAAGACCCCGUGCCAUACCUCAUUGAUUCCUCUUCAAGCGCCUUAUCCGUCUCUGACAGCCUAGCCACACCUUGUAGCUUUCUCAUAUCCUCAGACUCCCGCGCAACAAAAGGCUCUGGCUCAGGAGGAUUACUUGAGGCGAGACACUUCAAUAGGAAGCCCGUCUCCUGAAGGUUAUUUUGGUCUUGGGCUGCUGAGGAGGUUGGGCCCUCCCUUAGCUUUCCAUUUGGAUCAGGCUGUUGGGGGCAACCCUUUGAAUAAUUUGGGCCUUUGUUUGACGAUCGGGCUUUUGGCGAAGCUGGGCCUUUAGCAAAGCAGCCCACAUCUUCAAUCCUAUGCGACGGGCCUGCUUCUGGGCCAAUCUCACUUGCAGCCAUACCUUUCAUCUUAGAGCCCAUGGCUCCGCUCGUCAGGCCAGGCCCACCAACCCUCCUUGUCUCCUUUGGGCCCGCGAUUGGACUUAAGAAAUGCAGUUUACCAAUUGAGGCCCAAGUCCGGAUUGUCGGGCUUAGAUCUGCACUGGCCUCAACCCGACCCGACCCGACCCGACCCGACCCCAUGCUCACCCGUCUCUUCAUCUGACGGGUUCAGAGUCUCGAGCCUCACGCUCACCCACUCCUUCGUCACUCGCUGCUCCGCGCGUGAGGCCUCCUCACCCCUAACCUCACUGCUAUGAUGACCGACUUCUUGUCUGUGAUUCCUCCUCAACACCGGACGACAUUCCCACCAUAAGGACACAGCGUAAACCUCCUCCUCCACUUCGAAUUCCAGGAUGCUCGGUCUAAAUUCUCCUCUCGAUCUCACCAAGAUUCUGGCCCACUGGAGCUCACCCAUCGUUUUCGUCUGUUCAUCGGCUGUAAUAAAACCGCCACAUUCGUCCCCCACUCUCUUCAAUAUCUCUGGACUCCAUAACGAGAUUGGGAGCCCAACUAUUCUCACCCAAACUUCUUUUCUCUCUUCCUCCUCUGCCCAACAUCCACUCCUAGGACUCCAGUGCUCCAACCCUACCUGGAUUCCUUCCAUCGCGCGAUUCCCAGAGGAGACAACACGUCUAGCCUCUUCCAAAUCUUCAAAUUCCAGUAGAGCUCUUUCCUGUUCCAACUUAGCCAACCCUAAACUACCUUUAAGAUCCCAAGACUUUGCCCAAAGUUGCCCCAACUUCUCAAGUUCAUCUUCUCCCCCUGAACUAUCUUUCCAACUCGCCACAACACAAUGUUCCAAUUUCUUUAAUAAUCCUAUUGAUUCCUCCCUUUUCGCCUCCACUACGAUUACAUUUGGGUUGCUCGACAGUGAUUGUUUCGCUAUUGUUGCAUACGAUCUUCCCACAACAGCCUUCUCCACAACCUUUCCUUCCUGGUUUUCUGAUUUUCUGCCAAGAAAACCUACCAUCUGGUUAAGCUUCUCCGCCAUGGUCAUCCACCCCCUUUUAUCCCUUCUGCCUCUCGGGAUGAAGAUGCAGAACCUCUUCCUCUCUAGAUCGGAGACCCCUAGCCGUAUAAACCCCCCCGCUCUGUUUAUCCCUCGUGUCAUAGAGUACAUUCUCCCCUGCUCCUUCCAUUCCCUUCCCCAUCUUGCUUCUUUCUCAUCCUUGAUACAGAGAUUCAGCCCUUCUAAGAAAAACCCUAGGCUGUCCGAUCCCAAUUGGACCCAUGACGAAACCCCUCCCUUCUUCUCCACAAUGAGGACUUGGAUUUUUCUUUUUCUAUCAUCCACAACAAUCUCGAACGCCUUGGAUUCCACUGCGAAACUGCACUCAUUCCUUCUGCUUCGUGAAUUGUGAAUCUAACCAACAUCUGACGUUUGCUACAGAGUGAUAGGCACCAAAUCACAUUCCAUUCUUCCCAAAUUAAGAAAUAAGGCUUAUUGUUGGCAGAAAUUGCCAUAUACUGAAGUCAAGUCUUAUCUGAUGCAUGCUUAAGGUUAUAAUCUUAUUUGUUUUUGCUUGUACCAAUCAAAACUUGAUUCUCCUCAGGCUAGGUUUUCUUUGUGGGUUUUCUCUUUGUAUGAACAUAUGCAUGCUCACCUCCUCAUGUAGUGCUAAAGGUGGCCAAAAGUCACAUCUUUAACAUGAUCUAACCUUAGUUUGGAAAUAGAAUUGUUGUCCAAAGCUUAGUGAAGCAUGGAUCAUUGGUGCGCAAGACUUUACUGGCCAAUCCUUUUCAUCUUUGUUAAGAACAUUUUAAGAGAAGAACUCAAUCUGAAUGUCAAGACGACCUCUUCACUCCGAUUUACGUAAUUUUCGCCAUGUUGGAGUUAUUCCGAUCUGUCAGUAUGGUUGAGUAACCUCACUGGUCAGUGCUAAGUAUUUACCCCCUCAUGUAGCUUUUAAAAGUAGCUGAAAGUCACAUCUUGAACAUGAUCCCACCUUAGUUUGGCAAGAGAGUUAUCAUCCAAGAGUGUGAAUCAUUGACAUGCAAGACCUCAAUGACAAUUCCCAUCAUCUUUAUUGUGACCAUUUUAAGAGAAGAGCAAGAGAUUUUUUUUUUCCUUUUUUUUUUUUUUUGGGUGCUAAUCAAAGGUAGAACAAGGUUUUUCUUUUGGAAAAAACAAUUGUGUUGAUCUGAGAUGAUAAAGAUAUUUGAUGGAGAAGGGGUCCCAUCAAAAUGUUUCAAAAAAAUUAUUUUCUACUUUAUCUUUUGACCCCAGGCUUUUAGAUCGUACUAUUGAGCUAUGCUAAGACUUUAAAUAAUGUGCAUCGUAUGAUUUUGGAGAGGAGAUGUGAUUCCAAGUUUAUUAGAUAAUUGAUAUUGUUGCAUAUAAUCAAGGGAAGCUUUAUACCCACAAUUUCCAUUUUCCUUUUAAUAUCAAUUCCUAGUGGUUUGUUUACUGCAGCAUUUAGUAUAUGCAUGUUUUCUUUUAUUAGAAACAAAAAAAAUUCAUUGGCAAGGAUUUAAAAGUAUAUGUAAAGGAUGAGGAAUCCUUCCCAAAUAUACAAACUCUAAUAAACAAAUAGAUGAAUAAGUUUUUUCUUAUAUACUAACAAGAUAUAUAUCUCAUACUAGACUUGGAAAAACUACUCGAACGAGCACAGAUCUAUGAGGAUUGAUUUCUUGGAAUUAUAUUCUUACCUAUUUCCUUUUUAUUUUUUAUUUUUUUAUUUUUUUAUUUUUUAAAUAGAUAAAAGAAAAUCUAUUAACAAGCACAAAAAGAGGGGGCACACCCUUUGUACACAAGUAGUAUACAUUGAGCCCCAUGAAAAAGUACACAACCAAUACACUAAGAGACAUAAGAAGCCAACCUAACCAUAGACUAGGGAAUCUAAGAACUCUUACCAUAGAGAAGCUCUCCAUUCUCAAUGAAGUGUGGGACCACUCCACAAGGGAUUUAAUGAAGACCUCCUUCAACCUUUGCUUUGAGAGCUCUUCUUUAUUGAAAAUCCUUUUGUUAUGCUUUUACCAUGUAUGCAAAAACAAACACAGAGGGGCCAAUGCCAAAUGGUUCUUCUUUUCUUAUCAAGUCCUUUAAGUUUCCAUGCAAAGAGGAGAUUUCUCACUUAAGCUAAAAACACCCAAUUCAAGCCAAAGGCUGCUAAGAGAAACACCCAAAGCACUCUUGUCUUUUCAUAGUAAAUCAAGAUAUGAUCAGUUGAUUCUUCAUUGUCUUUGUAAAGAUUGCAUUUAUUGAUCAUUGCCUAAUCCAGUUUCAUUAAAACAUCUAUAGUUAAGAUCUUUCUCCAAACAACUUCCAUGCAGAAAAAACACUGUCUCAGAGGAGCUUGAGACCCCAAAUCUAUUUGGUUGGGAAUACUAGAUUAGUCUCAUCGUAUAAGGAUGUAUAGAAUGGUUUACACUAAAACUUCCCCUCCUAGCUUCACUCUAUAUUAAAGUGCCUUCUCCUUCUUGCACUCUCAUAGGAUAAAUGAGAGCCAAAAAUUGGGUCACCCCCUCUAACUCCCAAUCUUGGAGGGGUCUUCUAAAAUGAACCCUGCCUCCACUCCCUUCUUCCUCCCAUGCAUCUACAACUAUGACAUUCUUAGAAGAAGAUAUUAUGAAAAAGGAUAGGGAAAAAGAUGAUGGGAAUUGUCAAUGAGUUCUUGCAUAUUAUCCAAGAGAGUUAUCUUCACAAGCUUUCCUGCUCAAUACUAAACCUCCAUGACCAUUGUCCUGGUAAGGCUUUAUUACUAACUCCCAGUCCUUUGAAAUUCUCAUCCUUGCAUACUUUUGAUCAACUCACAAAAUACACCUUUUUUCUUUCCUCAAGGUUUUCCCAUAAAAGUCUCUUUGAUUUUUCUUUAAUCUAAUCCCCACUCUAGUUAGAGCAAAGAAAGAAAUAAAAUAGAUUGGGACAUUCGAGAGAGUACUCUUUAAAAGGACUAAUGUUCUUCCUUUGAACAAAUAUUGCUUUUUUUUCCCAAGAAACCAAUCUCCUUUUGUAUCUCUCCUUUACUGCAUCCCACACAACACAAAACUUAUGAGACGCCCCAAGAGGUAAACCAAGUUAAGAAGUAGGAAGUCUCCCACCUUGCAUCUAAAUAAAGAAGCUACUCUCUUCACUUCCUCCACCUCUCCUAUUGAGAUAGUUUCACUUUUUUACAUGUUAAUUUUCAGCCUUGACACAAGCUUAAAAUAGGUACAAUCCGCUUCCACAAUCUUAAUUGAUUUGUAUUAGCCUCAUAGAAAAGAAGGGUAUUGUAUGCAUACAAAAGGCGAGAAGCAUGCAUGCCUUCUCCCCCUUUACCCUUAAACUUGAAACCAUUAAUGAAACCUCACUGCUUAACCUUGAAAAUUAGACAACUAAGGUCUUCCAUGACUAAGACAACCAAGAUAAGUUGAAAGAAGGCCCCCUUGCCUUAGGCCUAUGGUGGUCAGGAACAAGGACUGGUAUUCUCACAGGACUGAUAUGCAGAAGUGUAUCCACUUCCUCCAUUUAAUACCAAAACCUAUCUUUUCUAACACCAUAAGGAGAAGCUUCCUAGUUUCAUGGUUACUUACCUAUCAAAAGAAAAAAAAAAAACUUCCAGUCUACAUGGUCAUAUGCUUUUUCUAUAUCCAUUUUUCAAACUAAGCCCACAUUUGAGCUUCUCUUGCUUGAAUCAACGACCUCAUUUGUAAUGAGAGCAACAUCAAGAAUCUGUUUGCCCCUCACAAAUGCAUUUAGGUUUUUUGACACCACCUUUCCCAUCACACUUUUUAGCCUAUUAGCCAAAACCUUUGGUAGAAGUUUGUAUCGGCUACCUACGAGAUUGAUUAGCUUAAAUCCUUAGUCUGCUGCCAUACCCCCUCCCCCAAUUUUAUUUUAUUUUAUUUUAUUUAUUUAUUUAUUUUAUUUUAUAUAUUUUUUUGCAUGUUAGGACAAAAUAUGUAGUAGUAAGAUUAUAAGCAAUGGAGUCCUUGGGAUAAAAUUCCUCAAAUAGUUGCAUUACCUCCCUUCCAACUAUCUACCAACAAAACUUCCUAAAUGCCAUUGAGAAACAGUCCAGUCCUGGCACUUUAUCACUGCUUAACUUUGAAAGAGCUAAAUGCACCUCCUCCUUCGUGAAGGGGCUCUUUAACCAUUCUCCAUCCGACCCUUCUAUGCGUUUAAAGAGCUCCAUUGCCAUGUCAAGUCUCCUUGCUUGAGACUUCAAGUAAGAAAAAAUGGCCUCCUUGAGCUCCUCUCCUUCCAAACAAUCUCCAUUGAUUUUUUAGACUAUUGAUGAAAUUGCUCACCCACCUUGCAUUAGCCAUGUGAUGAAAGAAUUUUGUGUUGUCACCUUCCUUUAACCAUGGAGCCGUUGAUUGUUGCCCCUAAGAGGCUUCUUCUAAAAUAGCUGGGUGGCUGAAAUCAUCUUUGGCAAGCUGUUAAGUCCUCUCCUCAAAGAGAGGUGUUUCCCUUUCUAUACUAUCCCAAUAGCUUAUCAUUUCCAAGGCAACUUUCUUCUUCAUAGAAACAUUACCAAACUCCUCUUUAUUCCAUUUCUUCAGGUCUUCUUUCAAUGCUUGCAAUUUCUUGGUGACCACAAAACUUGGGGAGCCCCUGGCUAUAUUUCUGCCACCACUCUUUGAUCAAAUCCCCAAAGCCUUCCACUUUGCAUGUUGGCAUAUUUUAAGAAUGCCUUCUCUCCCCUGUUUCUCUUUACUCUUUUUUAAAUUUUAAUACAUCUUCUACUUUCUUAUUGUCUAAAUUUUUUUAUUUUUAUUUUUUUUUAUAUACAAAAUGAAUAACAAUGUUCUAUGCAUGUUUUAAUUCUUUGAAGCUUGCUAAUUCUACAUGGUUUAACUGUUAAGCUAGUGUGGUAAAUUUUUGUUUUGAUAAGAUUAAGCCAGUAUGGUAAAUGCACUCUGCAUGGUGAUUUUACAUUUAUGUUCCAUAUGUGUUAAUCAUAGUUUUCCUUUAAAAGGUGUGCCUUUGACAAUUUGGAUGGGAAGGAAUCAUAAAAUUCUCAGCAGCAAUUUUCCUCUGUAGACAUGGUUGCAAAAAGAUGUACAUCCUUUUUUAAUGCAUUGAUGCUUGGCUCAAGGAGUCUGCCUUCUCAGUUGCCUCCAACUAUUCUACUGCCUUUUCACUUUGUUGGUGAUUGAUUUAUUUUUUUCAUUUUCAUUUCAUAAAAAUAUUCACCUUAAAAUUUCUCCUAUUCUUAUCCUCCCUAUUAUUUUAUGAUUUCCUUUUUGUUUAUAUUUAUUAAUUUUGGUUUCAGUGGGUUCAUUUUGUGCAAAUGUUUGUUGAUUAUCAUAGUAUUGUGAUAUUUUAA
Messenger RNA from Vitis vinifera (wine grape), 12084 nucleotides. RefSeq lists its product as uncharacterized. The coding region runs from base 6187 to 7194 and encodes 335 amino acids. The transcript is spliced from 2 exons. The record is from RefSeq and is a predicted model, not a curated record. Lineage: Eukaryota; Viridiplantae; Streptophyta; Magnoliopsida; Vitales; Vitaceae.